Salpingoeca rosetta is the source of this 2910-nucleotide messenger RNA. RefSeq lists its product as uncharacterized. Gene Ontology annotation, biological process: nuclear DNA replication. NCBI's taxonomy places the organism in Eukaryota, Choanoflagellata, Craspedida, Salpingoecidae. The transcript is spliced from 9 exons. The record is from RefSeq and is a predicted model, not a curated record. Gene Ontology annotation, cellular component: nucleus. The coding region runs from base 16 to 2607 and encodes 863 amino acids.
CCGCAAGCAACGGCGAUGACUGACAGAAGAACAAGGCGCACUGUCGGUGGUGGUGGCACUGGCAGCGCAGGUGGCAGCAGCAACCCGUUCAAGCGCAGCAAGCCGCUUGCCGGCCCUGUGCGCCGCGUACCAAGCAGAGGACCCUCCCUAUCGCUUGACGAUGAUAAUCUUGAAGCUGAUGGUGGCGACGACGGCAACAUCGCAGCAACCUUUCUCGGAACACAGAAGCCAAAUGCACCAGCGGUGGUGCCACAAACACAUGCCCGCAACGUGUUUGCAGUGAGGGCGACACCUUCGGCCUCUUCUGCUGUUUCCACCGCGCAGCACGCGAACCAGCCCUCGGCAGCUCACCAGAGCCAACCAUAUACACACACGCCCUUAAUGGCUACAGAUACAAGUGCUGUUAGCGGUGCUGUCAGUGAUACUGUUGGUGGUGUUCACAAUGAUGAAAGCGAUGACGAUGAUGACGACGAUUACGGCGAUGAUGAUGAUGACUUUGUGGACGAGGACCACAGGCUUCAUCAUCGCCGCGUGCUUCGGCGCCACCGUCUCAGAAAAAAUGGCGCUGAUGCCGAAGACUCGCAGUGCGGAAAACUGGACCGUGGUGGUGGUGGUGGUGGACUUAACGAGUUUGACGACGACGACUUCUGGAACACGCAGCACGCACUCAACGACUCCCGAUACACCUUCAUUGAUGAGGGCGACAGUGACAUCAUGACGCCACCAGGCACUCAGCCGCUCACAGCAAACUCGCAAGAGCACGGGCUGACCCUUGAGCGCAGCCAUACCCAGCCAGAUCGCGUUGAACAUGAACAAAAGGGCUUCACCUCCGUGGAUUUGGCAACAGCUCGGCGAGCCAAACGAUCAUCAACUCAGCAACAACAACAACACAAGCAGCAGCAGCAGCAGCAGCAACAGCAGCAGCAGGGUAAUCCAUGCCAACGCAAGUCUCCUCCCUCUGCUCACACGAGUGUGCCACAAGCGGUGAUUUCAGCAGCACAGAGUGGGCCUCUGCCAUCGCAUCCGUCCUCCUCUGCCGCCCCAUCACCGCCAUCGUCAUCAACCGCAAGUGGCCCAUAUACACACAUUCGGCACCAUCUCAAGCCUCAGCGGCGCAAGAAACAGGGACGAGAGCAGCCAGGGCAGAGACAGGGGGUUGGAAGCCACGGCGUAGCAGACAACCGGGGACCCGUGCCAUCAACAUCACCAACGUCCACCGCCACAGCUAUGCCAACGUCAACAGCGUCAGCAACACCCAUGACUGCAACCUCGGCUGUAUCCUCCCUGCCUGCGUCGCAGCACCCACCGUCCAUCUUUGACGAGGUGCUUGGCGCUGGUCUUAAGCAGCCGCAGGCGCGCGCAUCAGCACGGCAGCGGUCAGACGCAGCAAAACCAAAAGAGCCAGCACGCAUCGUCAGCAGCAGCACGCCCCCUGUUGACCUCAGCAUCAAGACCAAGCUCAGCGUUUCCACGAUGCACAGCUUGCGUCACGCGUGCUUUCCAUCGCAGUCACAGCGCGUGCACGCCCUACACCGGGCCGUGUCUCCACCAAGGGUGGCUCCAGCGUCCGCUGACGCAACAAGCAGUAAGCCGCGUGGUGGCGAUGCUGUGGACAUCGACGACCCAGCACUGCUCGUCGCGUCUGCACUUCACUUCUUCUCCUUUCCGGACAUCAGAAUCAAUGAGGGACUGAUUGACCCUGUGUUUCCAAAGGGGGUGGACCAGCUUAGUGAAACGGGCGAGAUGUGGGAGGACGCGGCCACGUCUCUAUGGGAUUCCGUCACUGCCGGCCUCUGUGAUUACUUCUACCUCCUCGCUCCUGACUUUGAAUUUCUCCUCUGGCAACAACCACUGCGCGCUGUUGUCACGCGUACGUCGAGGGGAUUUCGAAGACUAUUGGACAACAACGGCGUCAAGUUUCGUAGUGCGCACGAUGGCAGCGCAGAGAUGCAGCAAGCAGAGGAGGUGGAGAGCGAGCUGGAGGCAUUACAAGACGUGUUUAAGAUUCGGCGGCGGUCAAGUCGGGCGCUGCCGAGUACGGCGUCGGAGAUUAUCGUGUCUGGCGUGGACAGCAUCUCGAAACUUCGACCCAUCAUCACGCAGCUGCAGUUUAUGAACGAGGCAACGAGGCGAACCAGGGAACCCCCUGUGCUGUUGUCGAACACCCCGUUCCUCAACGCACAUAUCAAGCAAGUGAAGUGCCAAUACCUUGGGAAGGUGUCUCGUGAAAUUGAUCGCGUCACCAUCGAGGAGGAUGUGAUGGAGAUUGAAGGCCCCAUCCUCCCCACCAUGAUGCACGGUUUGCUUGCUGCAUUGAGCAGCACGCUACAGCAGUUUCACGUGCGGGCAACAGCGCUGCAGUACGCGCACUUGUUCAACACGGGCGUGGAGUGGGACGAGAAGACGGCGCCCUACAUGUGCACACGCACGAGUGGAAUGACCAUCAAGCCCGCAUUCGCCACCGCCAUCUAUGCGAAACGAGCAAAGGCCUAUCGCAUGCACUUUACAGAGUUGCACGGUUUUACUGCGACGGCAAGAGCAGCAGCAACAUCACAGCAAGCAGCGUCACAACACACGACACUCAAGACGCCUGCUUCCUCGACAUAGGACACGACAUAAGGCUCAACACGAUGCACAAUCCACAACAUUCAACAGCAAUAGCCGAUUACGACAAUGGCGCGCUGCGAUGUGAUGAUCACAGCAAACAACAAUACCACGCAACAGCAAUCUACGACAUCAUGAGAUACUGCAUGAGGGCCUGACGCUUCUUGUGCUGUGCCCGGCUUGCCUGUUGCUGUGUCUGACGGGCGAAAGACAGUGGCGUUGUGGUGUUGAAUGCGAAGUUGAAUGUGAACUCAAACCCAAUCAUGUGUAUUCAAAGUCAACCAUGUGCAGUAAACGAAGCAAUCG